UUGACUGGUGCUCCUAUGGAUGCUGGACUUGUAGGCAACCCAAAUGAUUAUGUUUUCUCCCAAGCUGCACUUGACAACAUUAUCACUCAGCUGAUGGAACAAACUGCAGGUCGAACCGCACCUCCUCCUGCGCCUGAAGAUGUUAUUGAUAGUUUACCAAAAAGACCAUUGACUGAAGGAGAAUUCAAGGAUCAAGUAGAUUGCGCUGUAUGUAAGGAUGAAUUCAACCAAUCCGAAAUGGUAAUUGAAUUACCUUGUCAACAUUUGUUCCAUGAUGAUUGUAUCAAACCUUGGCUAAAGGUUAAUGGGACCUGUCCUGUAUGGUAUGUUUAG
Molecule: messenger RNA, 333 nt
Organism: Halteromyces radiatus
Lineage: Eukaryota; Fungi; Mucoromycota; Mucoromycetes; Mucorales; Cunninghamellaceae
Exons: 3
Cellular component (GO): nucleoplasm; cytoplasm
Source: RefSeq, a predicted model, not a curated record